CUAACUUACAGCCUCAUGCUUAUAACAUCGGUCAGCAUUUGCCAAUUGCGAAUUUAUCCAUAGUAGAAAAUAUUAAUUGGCUGUUGAGUAUAGGUACUGUAUAAGGCAUACGUCAUAGUCGAAAUUUACCGCGUUUUCUGGAACUUGAAGUGAGCAGUGAGCAGCCAGGGCAGCUUCAGACUGUGCGCGGGUGGUGGCCUGGUGCGGGCCGUCGUGUCCGAUACUCUGAUAGUCUGAUCUGAUCGGACGUAGCUAGUCGUGGGUCGUGAGUCGUGGACCGUAGGUGUUUGCGUUGUUCGCGCUGAUGCGCGAGUCUCGUAUGGCACAGGUACUGUUAGUUUGCCGAGUGCUCGUGGAGAUGUGAGAUUUCGCGUGCAAAUAAGAGGGAAAAAGGAAAAGGACGAGCAAGCGAGCGAGCGAGUGAGGGUGGGGUCUCCCGUCUCGCUGUAGCUCGGAUGUCAUCAGGGGCCAGCAGCGGACAGAAGCCCUAGAACCAUCCUGAUUCCUGAUCCUGCAGCCAAGCCCGCGCAAGAAGCUCUGCUUUGACGAUCUCGCCUCUCAGUAUGGCGCGUCCCAUGAAUCCGAGUCAGCAGAAGCUGGCCGAGAAGCUAACGAUCCUCAAUGACAGAGGCAUCGGCAUGCUCACGCGUAUCUACAACAUCAAAAAGGCUUGCGGCGACGCCAAGUCCAAGCCCGGCUUCCUCUCUGACAAGACUCUCGAGUCCUCCAUCAAGACCAUCGUCAGGAAGUUUCCGAACGUCGAUGUCAAAGGCCUGCAGACCAUUACGAAUCUGCGCAACGAAAUCAUCAAGUCUCUUUCUCUCUACUACUACACCUUUGUCGACCUGCUGGAUUUUAAAGAUAAUGUUUGCGAGCUGCUCACCACUAUGGAUGCCUGUGCUGUGCACAUGGACAUCACCGUCAACUUUGACCUCACCAAGAACUAUCUGGACCUUGUUGUCAUCUACGUCAGUCUCAUGAUUCUGCUGUCUCGAGUCGAGGAUCGCAAAGCUGUACUGGGGCUCUUCAAUGCUGCUCAUGAAAUGGUGCACAGCCAGUCGGAUCCCAGUUUUCCCCGUCUUGGUCAGAUGAUUAUGGAUUACGAUGUGCCGCUGAAGAAACUCUCUGAAGAGUUUGUACCCCAUGCAAAACUCCUUAAAACUGCUCUCAUCUCUUUGUGGCCGAUUUACCCAGGGAGGAAUUCCUCCGCUGACACCUGGAGGACAGAUCAGAAGCUCAGCUUGGUUGGCAGUCCAGGUCAGAUAUUAAAGCCCGCCGCCACUGAUACAAUGUCCUGCGAAACACUCAGCUUGGAUAGAAUCGAGAGAUGGAUCAUUCUGGGAUUCACCCUCUGCCACAAUGUGCUCAAUCAGGAGCAACCGAGUAAACUCUGGACCACUGCAUUGGAAUCUGGCUGGGUGUUGGCACUUUUUAGAGAUGAAGUCAUUUAUAUUCACCAGUAUGUGCAGUCGUUUUUCGAAAGUAUUAAGGGCUAUGGUAAGCGAGUAUCCGAAGUUAAGGAAUGUUACAAUCAAGCAGUACAAAAAGCUGGCUAUAAGCACAGGGAAAGAAGGAAAUUCUUGAGGACUGCACUGAAGGAGUUGGGCUUAAUUUUAACUGAUCAACCUGGACUUCUUGGUCCCAAAGUACUUUUAGUACUCAUGGGCUUAGCUCAUGCCAGGGAUGAGGUAUUGUGGCUUCUCAGACAUGGUGAUAAUCCUCCGAAUCAGGGAAAGGCUAAAGGAAGAGGUGGCGAAGAUCUGGUGGACCGACAGCUGCCCGAACUGCUGUUUCACUGCGAGGAACUGAGAGCUCUAGUGAGAAAGUAUUCGCAGGUUCUGCAACGCUAUUACGUGCAGUUUUUGUCGGGAUUCGACGCACCGGCAAUGCAUCAAAUAAUACAGAACCUGCCCAUUUGUCCGGAAGAAGAAGGUGCAAUAUUGAGCGACAUGUGCUCGACCAUCGCAAGUCUGACGGUGAAGCAAGUAGAGGACAAUGAGCUUUUUGAUUUUCGGCCAUUCCGACUCGAUUGGUUCCGGCUUCAGGCUUACCUAUCCAUUGCCAAAAGUAGCAUGAAAUUGGCAGACAAUAGAGAGCUCGCAUCGUUUAUGGACACAACCGUCUUCCACACAAAAAUGGUGGACAGCCUAGACGACGUUCUCGUGGAAACGUCCGAUCUGUCAAUUUUCUGCUUUUAUAGUAAAAUUUUUGAAGACCAAUUUCACAUGUGCCUGGAAUUCCCAGCCCAGAAUCGCUACAUAGUGGCUUUCCCGCUGAUCUGUAGUCACUUUCAAAGCUGUGCGCACGAGCUGUGCCCGGAAGAGCGUCACCACAUACGAGAACGAAGCCUGUCCGUGGUGAACAUGUUUCUGGACGAGAUGGCCAAGGAGGCGAAGAACAUCAUCACGACAAUCUGCGACAAGCAGUGCAGCAUGAGCGACAAGCUACUGCCGAAGCACUGUGCCGCACUGAUCUCGCAGGUUGUGAACCGCAAGAAGAAGGACAAGAACAAGAAGAACCUGAUGGAAAUUCGCAAGCCCGGUGUCGAGAGCUACCGCAAGACCAGGGAGGAGCUCACGACGAUGGACAAGCUGCACAUGGCGCUCACGGAAUUGUGUUACGCGAUAAACUACUGCCCGACCAUCAACGUCUGGGAGUACACGUUCGCCCCGAGAGAGUACCUGCAUCAGCACCUCGAGACCAGAUUCGCCAGAGCUCUCGUCGGCAUGGUAAUGUUCGACGCCGACACGAACGUCAUCGCCAAGCCGUCCGAGCUUUUCGUCAGCGUGAGGGCCUACAUGAACGUGCUGCAGACGGUCGAGAACUACGUGCACAUCGACAUCACCCGCGUCUUCAACAACGCGCUUCUCCAGCAAACUCAGGCACUUGAUAGCCACGGAGAGAAGACGAUAGCCGCGCUCUACACCCAGUGGUACUCGGAAGUCCUGCUGCGACGGGUCAGCGCCGGCAACAUCUGCUACUCGCCGAACCAGCGCUCGUUCGUCAGCCUCUCGGUCGAGGGCUCGAUUCCCUUCAACGCCGAGGAGUUUUCCGACAUAAACGAGCUGCGAGCUCUGGCCGAGCUGAUCGGCCCCUACGGCAUGAAGAUGCUCAACGAGACGCUCAUGUGGCACAUCUCCAGCCAGGUGCAGGAGCUGAAGAAACUCGUGGCCAGUAACAAGGACGUCCUCAUCUCGCUGAGGACAAACUUUGACAAGCCCGAGGUGAUGAAGGAGCAGUUCAAGAAGCUGCAGCACGUCGACAACGUGCUCCAGCGGGUCACCAUAAUCGGCGUUAUACUGAGCUUCCGGCAGCUCGCGCAGAACGCCCUCGUCGACGUGCUCGAGGAGAGGAUACCCUUCCUGCUGAGCUCGAUCCUGGACUUCAGGCACCAUCUGCCGGCCGGAGAUCCCAUGCGCGUCGUCUCGGAAAUGACGUCCGCCGCGGGCCUCAGCUGCAAAGUCGAUCCAACCCUCACCACCGCUCUCAAGAGCCAGAAGGCCGAGCUUGUCGACGAGGACGAGCACAUUCUCGUCUGCCUCCUCAUGGUCUUCGUCGCCGUCUCCAUUCCCAAGCUCGCCCGCAACGAGAACUCCUUCUACAGGGCCUCGCUCGAGGGCCACUCCAACAACAUUCACUGCAUGGCCACCGCCAUCAACAAUGUCUUUGGCGCACUCUUCACCAGCUGCGGCCAGAACGACAUCGAGGACAGGAUGAAGGAAUUCUUGGCGCUGGCCUCGUCGAGCUUGCUCAGACUUGGCCAAGAGGCUGACAAGGAGGCUACUCGGAAUCGAGAGUCGGUUUACUUGCUGCUCGAUCAGAUCGUCCAGGAGUCUCCGUUCCUCACCAUGGAUUUGCUCGAAAGCUGCUUUCCCUAUGCCCUCAUCCGCAACGCUUAUCACGACGUGUACAAACUGGAGCAUGCUCAAUCUUAAGGAAUUUUGAUCCAUCGCUACAAAACGCGUUCCCGCAAUCCAGAAUAAAAUCGAGCGUUUAUCUCUGUUGUGUUUGCAAAGUUGCAAGUGGUAUGGUUGAGAUAACGUCAAACGCUGCGUUUGGGCAAAGACUAUUCCACAUGCAUUUUAUGGAGAGUAACGAGUACCUAUGUAUAUGAAACGAAAAGUAUAAGUUAUAUAUUAUAUCACAUAAAAAAUAUUAGUAAUAAGCAUUUCAGUAUUUAGCAUCAUCCUUCUCAUGAACAACAACUUUAAUCUCAUCUUCAUUAUUUAGUAAAUGAAUAAUGCACUCUAUCCUGUGGUAUUUGUAUUACCAGUUUAAUUCUGCACUUUUGUAAAUGUAUAAUGCAACUAUUUGAAAAAAUAGUUCAUACGGAGUAAAAUGAAAUAAAACUUUAUAAUUUUAUUUAAGUGUUCGUAUUUGAUAUACAAACUUAAAUGACUGACUUCUUGAAAAUUAUAUUAUAUGAUGAAAUAAACAAUGACAACAAGA
Molecule: messenger RNA, 4449 nt
Organism: Nasonia vitripennis (jewel wasp)
Lineage: Eukaryota; Metazoa; Arthropoda; Insecta; Hymenoptera; Pteromalidae
Gene: Hem
Product: membrane-associated protein Hem
Exons: 3
Coding region: 564-3935 (1123 amino acids)
Biological process (GO): cortical actin cytoskeleton organization; neuron projection morphogenesis; cell migration
Cellular component (GO): SCAR complex
Source: RefSeq, a predicted model, not a curated record